AGAGGCAGCUGAAUCGGACACUGAACCUAAACCCACCUUUCCAGGCAAGAUGGCGGAAGCCCACCAGGCGGUCGCCUUCCAGUUCACCGUCACCCCCGAGGGGGUGGAUUUCCGGCUGAGCCGGGAAGCCCUCAAGCACAUCUACCUGUCAGGCCUCCAUUCCUGGAAGAAACGCUUCAUCCGUCUCAAGAACAGCUUCCUGACCGGGGUGUAUCCCGGCUCCCCCUCCGGCUGGCUGGCCAUCACCGCCGUCACCAUGGGCAGCACCUGGGUCCAUGUGGACCUCUCCAGGGGGGCCAUCAGCAGAAUCCAGAGGCACCUGCUCACCAGCUGGAGCUGCUACUUCAACCUCCGCCAGCAGACCCUCCUCAGUGCUCUGCUCUUCUCCACGGGCGUCUGGAUCCUGGGCAUCUGGCUGCGCCGCCAGAUGUUGAAGCUGCUGCUCUCCUACCACGGCUGGAUGUUCGAGCCCCACGGCAAGACCAGCUUCAGCACCAAAGCCUGGGUGGCCCUGGUGAAAGUCAUGUCCGGGCGCCACCCGCUGCUCUACAGCUUCCAGACCUCCUUGCCCAAGCUGCCCGUGCCCCGUGUGGAGGACACCAUCCAGAGGUAUCUGGAGUCUGUGCGGCCGUUGCUGGACAAGGAGGGGUUUGAGCAGAUGGGGCACCUGGCCAGGGACUUCCAGCAGCAGGUGGCGCCCCGGCUCCAGAGGUUCCUAGUCCUCAAGUCCUGGUGGGCCACCAACUACGUGAGCGACUGGUGGGAGGAGUACAUCUACCUGCGGGGGAGGGGCCCCAUCAUGGUCAACAGCAACUACUACAUCAUGGACUUUCUCUACAUCACCCCCACGCCCAUCCAGGCGGCCCGAGCAGGCAACUCCGUGCACGCCAUCCUGAAGUACCGGCGCCAGCUGGACCGGGAAGAGCUGGAGCCCGUGAUGGCACUGGGAGUGGUGCCCCUGUGCUCCUACCAGAUGGAACGGAUAUUCAACACGACCCGCAUCCCUGGCAAAGAGACGGACUCCCUCCUGCACCUGGCGGACAGCAGGCACCUGGCCGUCUUCCACCGGGGCCGCUUCUUCAAAGUCUGGCUCUACCAAGGGGGGAAGCAGCUGCCCCCCCGGGACCUGGAGAUGCAGUUCCAGCGCAUCCUGGACGACCCCUCCCCUCCGCAGCCGGGGGAGCUGAGGCUGGCGGCCCUCACCGCAGGGAGCAGGGUACCCUGGGCCGAGGCCCGUGCCAAGUUCUUCGGGCGGGGCAAGAACCGGGCCUCGCUGGACUGCAUCGACCGAGCCGCCUUCUUCCUGGUGCUGGACGAGGAGGCGCAAGGCUUCAACCCGGAGCGCGAGGAGAGCCUCAGCGAGUACGCCAAGAGCCUCCUGCAUGGGCGCUGCUACGACCGGUGGUUCGACAAGUCCUUCACGCUGGUGGUCUACCCGAACGGGAAGCUGGGGGGCAACGCCGAGCACUCGUGGGCCGACGCUCCCAUCAUGGGGCACCUCUGGGAGUUCAUGCUGGCGACAGACCAGAUGCUCCUGGGUUACUGCAAUGGCGGGCACUGCCAGGGGGUGCCCAACACCGAUCUUCUCCCCCCGCAGCGUUUGGCAUGGGACCUUCCCGAAGAGUGCAUCCGGGCCAUCGAUGCCGCCUACGGGGAGGCCCGGGCGCUGGCCGACGAGGUGGAUUUCUGCUGCUUCUGCUUCAGCGCCUUCGGCAAGGGCCUCAUCAAGAAAUGCCGGACCAGCCCGGACAGCUUCAUCCAGAUCGCCCUGCAGCUGGCCCACUUCCGGGACAGGGGCCACUUCUGCCUGACCUACGAGGCCUCCAUGACGCGGCUCUUCCGGGAGGGACGGACGGAGACGGUGCGCUCCUGCACCGGGGAGGCAGCGGCCUUUGUGCUCAGCAUGAGUGACCCCAACUGCAGCCCCCUGGACCAGCUGAAGCUCUUCAAAGUGGCGGCUGAGAAGCACCAGCAGAUGUACCGCCUGGCCAUGACGGGGGCCGGCAUCGACCGGCAUCUCUUCUGCCUCUACGUGAUGUCCCGCUACCUCGGGGUGAAGUCCCCCUUCCUGGACAAGGUGCUGUCCGAGCCCUGGCGCCUGUCCACCAGCCAGACCCCCCAGCAGCAGAUCAAGAUGUUCAGCCUGGAGGCCCAUCCGGACUUCGUCUCCUCCGGCGGGGGCUUUGGGCCGGUGGCUGACGAUGGCUACGGGGUCUCCUACAUCAUUGCCGGGGAGAACCUGAUCACGUUUCACGUUUCCAGCAAGUUCUCCAGCCCCGAAACGGACUCCAAGCGCUUUGGGACGAACAUCCGCCGGGCCAUGGUGGACAUAGCCGCUCUGAUGGACGUGCAGCCCAGGCAAAAGGCCCGCUGAGCUGGGUGCCCUUUGCCCAGAGCCAGAGGAAGCAGCCGCCGCUUCGGGGAGGCCAUGCCGGAUAUCGUCCAGCCUGGGGCCAGCCGGCCGGCUGCAUCUCCUGCCCUGCGGAGCUGCCCUGCGGGGGCUUCCUGGAUUGGGGGGGGGAGGGCUGGGGGGGGCAGAGCGGUUGCCCUGUGAUGUCACUCAUAAAGGAGGAUCGUUUGGGGGA
This is a messenger RNA of Pseudonaja textilis, 2585 nucleotides long. It is a transcript of the gene CPT1B, whose product is annotated as carnitine palmitoyltransferase 1B. Gene Ontology annotation, molecular function: carnitine O-palmitoyltransferase activity. The record is from RefSeq and is a predicted model, not a curated record. Gene Ontology annotation, biological process: fatty acid metabolic process; carnitine metabolic process; long-chain fatty acid transport. Gene Ontology annotation, cellular component: mitochondrion. NCBI's taxonomy places the organism in Eukaryota, Metazoa, Chordata, Lepidosauria, Squamata, Elapidae.